Labrus bergylta (ballan wrasse) is the source of this 1538-nucleotide messenger RNA. RefSeq names its product trafficking protein particle complex subunit 13 (gene trappc13). The record is from RefSeq and is a predicted model, not a curated record. Gene Ontology annotation, cellular component: TRAPPIII protein complex. NCBI's taxonomy places the organism in Eukaryota, Metazoa, Chordata, Actinopteri, Labriformes, Labridae.
UUUCAAAACGAAGAAGAACGCGCUUCCGGUUAGCCUGUCAAAAACAACCAGCUAGCAUUAUUAGCCCGAAAGGAUACAAAAAAUGGAAGUAAAUCAAGCGAAACAGGAGCACCUCCUCGCUUUAAAAGUGAUGCGGUUGACAAAGCCGACGCUCUUCACAAACCUGCCAGUGACAUGUGAAGACAGAGACCUGCCAGGGGAUUUGUUCUGUCAGCUGAUGAGAGAGGACCCGUCCACCAUCAAAGGAGCAGAGACCUUAAUGCUGGGAGAGAUGCUCACGUUACCGCAGAACUUCGGAAAUAUUUUCCUGGGUGAGACCUUCUCCAGUUACAUCAGUGUGCACAACGACAGCAGCCAAGUUGUGAAGGACAUUCUUGUGAAGGCUGACCUUCAGACCAGCUCACAGAGACUCAACCUGUCGGCGUCAAACUCGGCAGUAGCAGAACUCAAACCCGAGUGCUGCAUCGAUGACGUCAUUCACCAUGAAGUCAAAGAAAUCGGAACGCACAUCUUAGUUUGUGCGGUCAGUUACACCACUCAGUACGGGGAGAAGCUUUAUUUUCGGAAGUUCUUCAAAUUCCAGGUGUUGAAGCCGCUGGAUGUGAAGACAAAGUUCUACAAUGCCGAGAGUGACCUCAGUUCUGUGACGGACGAAGUGUUCUUGGAGGCUCAGAUCCAGAACAUCACGACCUCCCCGAUGUUCAUGGAGAAGGUUUCUCUGGAGCCGUCCCUGAUGUACAACGUUACAGAGCUCAACACCGUCGCGUGUGGAGAACAAGGAGAGUCCACGUUUGGGAAGAUGUCCUACCUGCAGCCCAUGGACACGAGGCAGUACCUGUACUGCCUGAAGCCGAAGCCAGAGUAUGCAGAGAAAGCCGGCGUCAUCAAGGGGGUGACGGUGAUCGGAAAGCUGGACAUCGUAUGGAAGACCAACCUCGGGGAGCGAGGGCGGCUGCAGACCAGUCAGCUGCAACGAAUGGCUCCGGGGUACGGAGACAUCAGGCUGUCGCUGGAGAUGAUCCCUGACACUGUUAACCUUGAGCAGCCGUUUGAAAUCAUCUGUAAAAUCACCAACUGCAGUGAGAGGACGAUGGACCUGGUGCUGGAGAUGUGUAACACCAGGUCGAUACACUGGUGUGGUGUUUCAGGGCGACAGCUGGGGAAAGUGAGCCCUGCAGCCUUCCUCUCGCUGCCCCUCACUCUCCUCUCGUCUGUGCAGGGUCUGCAGAGUAUCUCUGGACUCAGACUCACAGACACGUUCUUGAAGAGGACGUACGAGUACGACGACAUCGCACAAGUGUGUGUGGUCUGCCCGUUCACCAGCAACGAGUGCUAGACCUUUUAUCCACCUUAAUAUUUUAAACAUGAAACGGACCAACAGUGAGAUUCUGCACAAGACGCCGACGCUUCACUCCCUUUUUGCAGCCUGCGCGGGAAUAAACUGUAUUUUAAAAAUGAACUGUGAAUAAUAUAAAUCACUUUGUUUUGAAGAGAAAUUAUGUAAAUGUGCAUAAAUGUUAAUAAACUGUUUUCUUUGA